AUGAAAAGCAGUGCAAUAAAAGUAAACAAAGCAGUGAAGUGUCAGCUCGACCAAGAGCUCGAGUCGAGUCAGAGCAAACUCGAUCGAGUUGAAGCUUGGCCGGUCGAGUUGAGGAACUCGACCGGUUGGUCGAGUGGACGGUCGAGCUGGUCUUCAAGAUGGCUUCUCCCUUCUUCCUUUGCGUAUCCAGUUGAGCUGCUUCCAUGUGCCAAGUCCCUCCAUGCUCCUAUGUCCCAUAUGCUCCAGAAUGCUCCAAAAGACCUAUUUCAAAGGACCAAACAUGCAUAUUGUCCCCCAAAGAACUGGGAGACUAGGUCGUGGUCUGGAGAUGGGAGACGGCCAUCAGGAGCGCUCCACUGCAACUGUUCGGCUCACUCGAUCGAGCUUGCUCUUGACUCGAUCGAGUUGUGCCUCGAGUUGCCACUCUUCUUCCUAAAACCUGCUCCUGUGAGACUCAGCCAAGAAAAAUCAUAA
Molecule: messenger RNA, 474 nt
Organism: Microthlaspi erraticum
Lineage: Eukaryota; Viridiplantae; Streptophyta; Magnoliopsida; Brassicales; Brassicaceae
Source: the annotation of a GenBank genome assembly